AUGAAACAGACAUGUGAGAAUUUGGUCCUAGCUAGUGGAACAAGAAAGACAUGGAUCUCUAUUCAAUACGCAAUCAAAGGAUUUCCCCCAACGAAGAAGUCCCCCUGCUUUGUUUUCGCUCCGCUCGUGCGUGGCACUCCUUGCUCGCGGGGCGGCAUACCGAAAAAAGAAAGGUUUAGGAAAAAAAAGUGGAUUCCCUUUUGUGACCAAGAGCCCAUCUCGAAUACGAUGCAGUUAGGAGAAUUCCCCACCCGAACCUUUCUUAAGACCACCAAGCCCUCUCGAAUGAGUUCUACUAUAGAAGCUUUCAACUUCUUCUUCUACCGUUCAUGCCCUGCACAAAUUAGCCCUCGUAAGGAAUCUCGUGUGUCUGCUGGUGCUGGAGCUAAGGAUGCCCUUUUUUUUGUUUGUCUACUUCUGCUAGAGAAGAAAAGAAGUAGUAGAAAGAAGGAACUCGUCUGCCCCGUAACUAAGAACCUUGCCUUCGAGAACAGAAAGGAAGAUGUCCAUCAAUGUCAUUUUCUUACUAAUGAGAUUGAAUUACUAAGAGUGAAUUCAAAGAAGAAAGGGAUAAACCUACUCGCGCUAGAGGUCAGUCAAUCAGGCAUUCCACCUCGGAUCCAUCGUAUGAAAGCAAAGCAUCAGCAGGAGAAGCAGCAUAGGAAGGUGAAGAGCACGCUUCCCUUUAGUAAGAGAAUGAUGAAAAAUCUUCUUCUUUCUCUUUUACUUAGAUGGCACCUUGGCGAGGUCAAUUACAUCGAGCCUGUUAUUUUAGUUGCAAAUGGCACCACUAAAAAAGCAGUUUGUGGAAACAGACAUUUAGAAAGCAGAGUGAGAGACCCCUUCUCCAGGGGUGUGGGUGGGAAAGGAGCCAUUGGAAGGUGCUUGCUCAUCUGGCUAGGUACUGCCGGGUGGAAGACUGACCAGACAAGGGGUUUGGGAUUCCGUGGAGAAAAGCAAGUGAAAAAGAAAGCUUGCUGUCUGUCCGCUGCGGUUCCAGGAGGAAGUCGCAAGAAAGAAUUCAUGUCUAUUGAAGAACUCCUUCAAGGAAAAGUACAUAGUACUGAGACAGCUGGAAAUCCCAUAAGGAAGGAAGCAAUAUCAGAGUAG
Messenger RNA from Striga asiatica, 1110 nucleotides. The record is from the annotation of a GenBank genome assembly. NCBI's taxonomy places the organism in Eukaryota, Viridiplantae, Streptophyta, Magnoliopsida, Lamiales, Orobanchaceae.